This is a messenger RNA of Anolis carolinensis (green anole), 857 nucleotides long. RefSeq lists its product as uncharacterized. The record is from RefSeq and is a predicted model, not a curated record. Bases 1 to 738 code for a protein of 245 amino acids. Lineage: Eukaryota; Metazoa; Chordata; Lepidosauria; Squamata; Anolidae. The transcript has 3 exons.
AUGCCCCGCCCCUGCAGGGAGCCCGGCAAAGGGGAGAGGAAGGGGGCUCAGCGUCGCCUGUCACGGAGCCACACCGCCCCUCGGACCACCACGGCGCAUGCGCAUCUACACCAAACCCACCCCCUCCCUGCCUCUUCGCCUCAACCUCACUUCGCGAACGAGAACAGCAACCCCCUCCCGACCAUCCAACCGCGGCACGCACCGCUCUUGCCUUGUCCGCACGCCCUGCAGCCAAUCGCAACACUGCGCGCGCGCCGCUGCCCGCCACGCCCCCUUUCCCUCCCUCCCUCCAUUCCCCCCUCCCGCGCGCCUGCCAUCCCAACCGACACCCUCGCGUGCCGCUGCCUUAUUUCGCCAAGCAGCGCGCGCGCACACACGCCCCCUGAGCCCCUAUUGUGCUUUUUGAUCUCACCGAGACUAGAGUCCCCUCCCGUCCCGAGCCCCCGUCUCUCCGGGAGGGAGGGGCGCCCGUUGUUCUUGGCUCGUCUGGCGCCCGUUUGUCCUUCCUUCCGCUCUGAGGGAAGGAGGGAGGACGGGAGGGAGGCGGGCUCGAGCCGUGGCCAGAAUCCCCGCCUUCGCCUGCACUUCAGGAGGCUCCUGGGCGGAAAUGACGUCGCCUCAUUCGGAGUGGAACUACUGUCCGCCGAACUCGCUAGGGGACUCAACAGUCCCAACUGCUUGGAGACUUCUGUGCCCGGUCUUUGGCCAAUGAGGGCGCAAGUGGCGACAAAGGCUUAAUGGAUGGAGCCUGGCAGGCGGAAGGGGUUUGCUUCGGAUCAAAGCCACUCCUCUUCCUGCAGCUGGACUCACGCGGGGUUGGGAGCCGUGGAAACGGAGGAAACUCUUGGCCAUGGCCG